This is a messenger RNA of Hydractinia symbiolongicarpus, 3213 nucleotides long. RefSeq lists its product as uncharacterized. NCBI's taxonomy places the organism in Eukaryota, Metazoa, Cnidaria, Hydrozoa, Anthoathecata, Hydractiniidae. The record is from RefSeq and is a predicted model, not a curated record. The transcript is spliced from 2 exons. The coding region runs from base 1732 to 2073 and encodes 113 amino acids.
AGCGAAAGAACAACGGUUUACUUGGUUACUUGUUUACACACGUUUACUUUGUUACUAUUUAAUCUCUUGUCAGACUUGGACACUAUCUUGAUCUUACAAUAUACUUUUACAUAUAUAUAACUUAUAGAAUAGAUUUUUUUACAAUAAAAAAUGAUAGAUAAAAUAUAGCUAGCUAUAUAAUUUUACUGUUCUACUUUGUUGCAUUUUUACGAUCUAGGCAUAUCGCAUUGCUCUUGGAAUUUUCGAUUCAACCACUCAGCUCAGUUCUCAAAACGACUGUUUCUGAAGAAAUUUUCUCUCUCUUAUUAAGACCAGCUCCAUUCUGUUCAAUUUUUUUGUAAAUAUUACUUUGGCUUUUCUAAUGGCUAGUGACGUUCAGUCCAACCCGGGGCCUGUCAACCCAGAUAAAAUAGUAAUAGGCUCAUUUCAUCAAGGUCAUUCUAGAUUUGGAGAAUCAGCGGGUAGCCAAUGCAUGUGCAAUGUUUUAUGGGCCAUCUGUUACCCUUCUAUUGCGUCUGUGCGUUACUGGACUGAAUGGGAUCUUGAUCGUAUUUUGACGCUAGGGAAUGAUCUUUACGUCAGCCUAGAUUACACCAGUCAAUAUCUUGCUUUGGACUUCCUGCCCAAUUCAAUUGCAACUGAAAACGGGAAUAUUCAAAUUGAUUAGUCAGAUUCCUAUUUAUUUGAACUUUGGAGAAAUAGUACUUCCUUUCUCCGUGCCCAGGAAUAUGCCAAUUAUCUCACGCUAUCUCGCAGUGGAAACCAAGCCUAAGAAGUGAGACGAUAUUUGAACUAAUAUCGUUAUUCAGAGGAAAGUGGGUAAAUUUUACUAUUUUAAAGCGGAAGAAAAUUUCCUUUUUUACUUUCGUGGAUGAACAAUUCUCACUCACACAUUUAAAGUUCUCAGUCGCGCUGACCUAAAGACCUAAGGGCCUCUACUUGAGUUUUAAUAUUUAUCUAUUAGACACAUGCAUGGCAAUUUUGUAGGUCCCAUACCUCUCAGAGGCUUUGAUAUUGGCUAUUACUUGAAACUACCCAUAAAAAUCUCCAUAAAAUCCUUAAAAGACUGAUUGUAAUAAAUGUUAUUUUUUAAAAAAGAAACAUUGUGACAAUUUAAGUGCAUACUCCUACGCUAAAAACACAACAAAGGUGACAAAUAAAUUACGUGCACGAUCGGCAUCGGGCAGAAAUCGCAUGCCUGUGCAAAAUACUUUUAAGUGAAGUAAAAAGCACUAAAAAGGGAUUAGUUGACAAUUUGUUGGUUCCCCAGGGGCGGAUUUAGGAUUUUUAUAUAGUGGACGCUUUGUGUGUUUUUUGAUGCGUAUGUUACCACAAUGAAAUUCGCGUUAUGAUCUAAAAACGUGAAAAGUGUAUUAUGUUAAAAGAAUAUUAAUUUAAGUACAGACAGCAAAUAAAUUAUUCUUUGUAAGAAUUCCCUACACAUCUAUAUUCUUUGUUUACAUGAAAAUAUAGACUUUAUCAAUCAUAUAAAGUGUUUGCUCCACAAGCAGAAAUAAAGGUUACCAUGAGCGAUAGUGACGUCUGAAAUCUUGAAAAAGGAUAAAAAUGGUCGUCACUUACGCUUCUUUAUUAAUACUAGCCUUGCGAGCUAAUACGUAAAUCGUUAUAUAAAAACAAAGAAAGCAAAAAUUAAAUGAAAAAUUAGAAAGGAAUUUUCAUUACAAGAAUUUUGAGUGGGAUAUUUGAAAAAAUUAUUUAUACAACAGAAAUAUGCACCAUGUAAAUAAAUACUAUCAUUUUUUUAGAGCGGCAGCAGACAUGAAAGAGGAGUAUCAGACCUAUCACUCUGAGACCGAUAUUCUGGAAACGGCAUUUGUUACACAAUUCUGUUUCCAUAUUGCCGUUUCGAUUGAUCUGCAUUUACAUUCAAACUUCCAUGCUUCACAAAAUGUUAACAAAAAGAUUUUGGAGAACUUUCCUCGUAAUGAAAGAGAACUUUUUGCAUCAAUAUCUCCUCAUGAUGUUACUGAUGAAUUUACAGGAAAUAAAAACUUAGAUGUGUCAUCAAGAAAGUCAUUUAUAAUCCUAAAAAUACAAGAUUCUGCUCUUUAAUGGAAAUGCUUGCUCUUGCAACAGUUAUUGGGAAAGUAUUAAAACCAUAUACCCUCAUGAUAUAGUUGACAUCCAUGGAAGAAGUACAGAAUAUACGAGCAAGAACAAGUACAGAAUAUACGAGCAAGAACAAGUACAGAAUAUACGAGCAAGAACAAGUACAGAAUAUACGAGCGAAUGUAUAACUAUUAUGGGUGAGGUGAGAAAAAUGCCUUGGAAUAUUAUAAAAAGCGAAGCCAUUACUAAAUUUUCAUUGUCCUAAAAACUCAUACUUUUUAUUUAUUCAUAGCUACUUAACAUAUUGUAACAUUGUCUGGGCUAGCACUAAUCAUUCUACACUUACAAAAAUUUACAGUAAACAGAAGCACGCAUGUCGUAUAAUAUUUGGCAAGGACAGAUACACCACAGCAGAACCGUUAUUGAGAAAAAUAAGGGCCUUGAGUAUCUAUAAAUUGAACAUACACCAGGUUUUGUUAUUAAUGCAUAAAAUUAGAUAUGGCAUUGCACCCAAGGCCUUUACAAAUCAGUUUCUAGAAAUAAAACACAGGUAUGACACAAGAUAUUUAAUAAACAAUUUUAACAUUCCAAAGAUCUUUCUAGUGACCACUCGAUACUCAAUAUCUUGUCGUGGGCCAUUAUUAUGGAAUUUUACACAAUUUUAGAUGAAGACAAAAAAACUAUUUGCUUGUUGACGCAUUUUAAGAAAACCACAAAGCAUUUCUUGUUAUUUAUUUAGAUUAUUCGCGAUAUUUUUAGUAUCGCAUUUUUCUAGAGGUAUUGUAAAUAUUUUUUCUUUACGGUAAUUUUAACCUCCUCUCUUUAACCUAUCUCAACGAGAUGAGGCUUGAUGAUAAGACAAAAUAUGUCUUUUACUUGCUCCAGUCAUUAUUUGAUUGUAAACACGAACAAACAUGUAUAAAAAAAAGAAUUAUUCUGACGAAAAAUAUAUAUACACAACAUGUACCUCCAACCACCAUGAAAAAAGACAAAAUGUCAGCAACAAUGAAUUUAAAUGGCAAAGGUUUAAGAGGAAGAAGUAAUUUAUUGCUUGUGCUUUUAAAAGAGAAAGUUCUAUACAUUGCAAGUAAACAUUCAGCUUUAUUUGUUAAAAAUAAUUAAUAAUGCAUUUUACAUAUUCUU